AUGGGAAAAUUCCAAGAGAAAGUGAAUGGAUUGAAACUUCGACAAAAUUCGACGAGAAAUGCAAAAUUUUCACCAAAGUCCAACCAAGCGAUUGGAAAUAUACGCGAAAAAAUGGCAGUGUUUUCAUUGAGAAAUUGUGCACCUGCACUGAUUGAUCGAGUUGAUCAAACAGUUUGGAAAGACGAUGAUUUCUUUGCAAGCGUCAAUGCGUCAUAUGCAAUGCUAUCAGCUGAUAUUGUUGAUUUGUAUAUUNAGAUGAUUUCUUUGCAAGCGUCAAUGCGUCAUAUGCAAUGCUAUCAGCUGAUAUUGUUGAUUUGUAUAUUGGAUGGCAUACAGCUGUUUGCAGAUUUCAUGACUGGCUUCAUGACCAUAUGGCCACCGAAUGGCAGAUUUUCGGCGAAGAUUUCGGGUGCUCUCUUCGAGCCACCAUGGAUUUGCAUGAUAUGUUUGAUAUUUGUGCUAUCGAUUAAUCGGCUCAGCAUUGUGGCGAGGAAAAACAGACGAUAUGUUGUGCUUUUGUGUAAGGUGCUAACGAUUACAAGUCUAGCGAUUGGUCUCGUCGUAUUUCUGAUAUUCGCAAUUGAUCCCGAAGUGACAGCGCAAUACGAUUCACUAACGUAUUGCUGGCGCUAUAUGCACACUCCACGAGCCUAUAUUAUGGCGCUGAGCGAGUCAUGUGCA
This is a messenger RNA of Anisakis simplex (herring worm), 681 nucleotides long. NCBI's taxonomy places the organism in Eukaryota, Metazoa, Nematoda, Chromadorea, Rhabditida, Anisakidae. The record is from the annotation of a GenBank genome assembly.